Leishmania braziliensis MHOM/BR/75/M2904 is the source of this 1599-nucleotide messenger RNA. RefSeq lists its product as hypothetical. Gene Ontology annotation, biological process: regulation of cobalamin catabolic process. Lineage: Eukaryota; Euglenozoa; Kinetoplastea; Trypanosomatida; Trypanosomatidae. Bases 1 to 1599 code for a protein of 532 amino acids. The transcript has a single exon. The record is from RefSeq and is a predicted model, not a curated record. Gene Ontology annotation, molecular function: (S)-citramalyl-CoA lyase activity.
AUGAGGAGGCUCAUCACUUGUAUGGCGGACGCACCGCGUUGGGCUGCUCGUCUAGGCGGCACCGUGACGCUUCUCCACCUACCAACUCCUUCACACCCUUUUCUGCGUAACUGCACCACUGCCGCAGCACGAACGCCUCGACGGGGUCUCUCGUCUUCGUCUUUGCCCCCCUCCUCAGGUUCCAGCGACUCGCCCUGUCGCGGCAGCGCUGAAAGCAGCGUUGGGAAAAGUUUCCUGGGUAGGCUGAGAAAGCUCUACUUUGACUUUCAGAUCUAUCGAGAUCGCCAGCUCGACGCUGUGGCGACCGAGGAGGCGCAGGCGGGCAUCGAGCGCUUCUGUGAGAAUAAUGGCGGCGCCUCCCUCUUCACCGCCGCUGCAUCAAUCAAAUCUACAAGGCAUGGUGGGCAGGUCAGUGACGCGCAAGCUCGCCGGUGCCGCUCGCCGCUCAUCUCACGCAAUCCCACGCUGUGCCCGCGCAGCGUUCUCUUCGUUCCAGGCUCAAAGUCGCGCUCUUUGGCCAAAAUUCCAGCUCUGCGGGCAGACUGCUACAUCCUUGAUCUCGAGGACAGCGUCGGUGUGGCGUCGAAGCGGCAGGCACGUGAGAACAUUCAGGCUUUUAUCGAAGACCUGCAGAGGGAGCAGCGCACCCAGCAGGCUGGCAAGGUUUCCAGCGGCGGUGGUGAAACUUCUGUCGAGGCGGGCGACACGUAUCCCCGCCUGAUUGUGCGCAUCAACUCGCCCGACUACGACCCGGCGACGGCGAUGCUGGACUUGGAGCUGGUAGGUCUGCUCGGUCCCGCCAUUGAAGGCAUAGCGUUGCCCAAGACGACCGUGCGCACUUAUGAGCUCGUUAAGGACUACGUUUACCCGUGCCAUCAGCUGUGGGCCUUCUUCGAAUCCCCACUCUCCGUCAUGCAGGCGCCCCUUAUCUGCAAGCAGCAGGUGUAUCAGUACGCCGUCAUGGGGUACAACGACUUGAGCGCCGAGCUGGAGUUGCCCAUGACCGCACCCUCUACUGCGUCUGGCGCCACCGACGGUGACCUCCUUGGUGAGGCGAAGGAGUCUCUGUACAUCACGUCGCGGCUGCCGCUGUGGCAGAGCACCGUGCAGGUACUGCUGGCUGCUCGCGCGCAUAACAUGUUUGUCAUCGAUGGUGUCUUCAACAACCCUACAGACAAGAACGGCUUCCGCCGCAGUUUGCAGGAGUGUCGUCGGCUGGGCCUGAAUGGCAAAACACUAAUCCACCCGGCGCAGAUUGAGGCCACCAACGCGGCAUACACACCAGCAGAGGCGGAGGUGGUGUGGGCGCAGCGCAUCGUCGAGGCAGUUAAGCGCGCUGCGGGCGACGUGACCAGAGUGGACGGUAGUAUGGUGGAAGAGUUGCACCAGCGGCAGACAAGGCAUGUUCUGGCGUUGCAUCGUAGCGCUGAGAUAGAGAAGACGUACCCGAUGACUGAAGCACCGCAAGGUACCGCUGACACGAGCGCCUCUAAGGAAGCCACUGGCGGCACCAUCGAGGCCGGAGCAGCUGGAGGCGAUGGCAACGUGAUUGGCCGCCAGCCACGCCGGACCCCUUCCCGGCAUCGUCAUGUGAGCUGA